Messenger RNA from Anarrhichthys ocellatus (wolf-eel), 1238 nucleotides. It is a transcript of the gene fgfbp1a, whose product is annotated as fibroblast growth factor binding protein 1a. Gene Ontology annotation, biological process: cell-cell signaling. Bases 101 to 721 code for a protein of 206 amino acids. The transcript has 2 exons. Gene Ontology annotation, molecular function: growth factor binding. The record is from RefSeq and is a predicted model, not a curated record. Lineage: Eukaryota; Metazoa; Chordata; Actinopteri; Perciformes; Anarhichadidae.
UGUAACUGCAGGUGCAGUAAAGGAGACUCUCAGCUCUCACGUGUCGGGACUGAACACUGAAGUUUACUCUGAAGACUUCAGGGUGUUUUGUGCUGCCUUCAUGGCUCUCCUCACCAAUGUCGCUAUCCUGCUGGUCUUGGCUUGCAUUUCCCAUCAGCUGAUGUUGAGCAGCUGCCAGAAGAGCCACGGACGGCGGGGAAGAGGGGUGGACAGAGGACAACACAAAGCCAAGGCGGGGCCGAGGGUCGGCCGCCAGUCCAAAGCCGUCCCUGCACAGCCCCUCAAGGGCCGAAUGGUCACCAAAGACAAGUCCUCGUGCACCUGGGCAGCAACGGGCGAGGACAUCUUCACCCUGGGUGUCACCUGCAAGAAGGGGGACAGGAGCUUCAGCUGUGAAUAUGUCGCCAGACCGGCUGUCUGUCACCAGUAUGCCUCCAACGUCAAACUGUACUGGAAGCAAGUGGCCAGGGCGCUGAAGAAGCAGAAGAGUUUGUGCCAGGACAGCCGUGCGUUGGUCAGGGCGGGUGUGUGCAGAGGAGCUGCCAGAGAGGCUCAUUUCAGACUCCAUGAUGAUCAGAGGGAGACUCCAACACCUUCAGCACCCAGAGCUGUCAAAUCCUGUCAGCCUGGUAACAAGAAGCUGGCUGAGGAGCACUGCAACGACUCCUGGUCGAGUUUUUGCACAUUCUUUUUCACUAUGGUGCACGAUGAUGAUUGCUGAGACAGAAAAAGUGAAUUUCUAAAAUAAUGAAUUCAGCUCUCUAUGCAGUAACAUCAAUACUUAUCUUAUUAUAGAUUAUUUAAAGAUGUAUUUCUCCACAUCCUUAUAUGAUUCUAACCCUAAACUAACACUUUUUCUAUCUAUUCUUUAAUGUUCGAUUUGUCAAUUUGGGAGGCAUUUACUGGGCUGAUGACUAAAAACCCGCUUGAACAAGAGAACCCUGUCUUGUCGUUAAUGUCUAAGCUCUUUUGUCUUUUCCUAAAUGUGUGUGCACAGUCCUGCUGAAGGUAUUCGCUGGCAGAUUAGCAGUUCGAGCAUGUUGGGUAUUGACACAGUAAUUUAACCAGAGGGAGUGUAAUUUGUAGAAAGCCUUGGCCUGCAUACUUUGGCUCUGACAAGCCUCUGAAUUCACACAAGCUCAACUUGCAAAAACCAAAGUCGAAAAGGCAGCGGGGUCUUGUUCAACAAAGGAUGUUUGCCAGAUUAAACCCAAGAUACAUUGUGUUUGGCGUUUUGU